Messenger RNA from Aureobasidium melanogenum CBS 110374, 1293 nucleotides. RefSeq names its product phosphoglycerate mutase-like protein. The record is from RefSeq and is a predicted model, not a curated record. The transcript has a single exon. Gene Ontology annotation, molecular function: acid phosphatase activity. The coding region runs from base 1 to 1293 and encodes 430 amino acids. Lineage: Eukaryota; Fungi; Ascomycota; Dothideomycetes; Dothideales; Saccotheciaceae.
AUGCUUUCCCUAUCUUCUCUGGCCCAAUUGACCCUCGUUCCUGCUGCUGCUGCUCAGGCGUUCAACCUCUAUGAACAUCUAGGAAACCUCUCGCCAUACUUCACGCCUCCCAAUACCCCACCAUCUCUGCUGUCUGGUAUUCCAGAAUCUUGCUCUGUGGAUCGUGCCUUUUUGGUUCAUAGACAUGGUUCUCGUCAGCCCAUUUCCUCAGAACUGCCUACCAUUCAGAACCUUUCAUACUAUAUAAACAACAAUACCGCCUUGUUCAAAAACCCUCAAGGUCAAUUACCAUCUGAAUUCUCAUUUCUGAAGAGUGGAUGGUCGAGCGGUUUUACACUCAACAAUUUAUCUGCUCCUGGCAGGCAACAAUUGUUCGACCAUGGUGUGGCUUUCCGUCUAGACUAUCCUUCUCUGUAUACCGAUACAGUGCUAGCUGGCGACCAAGACCGCGUGGUAGAAAGUGCUCAAUGGUUCAUGGACGGCUACUACGGCCGCUACGUCGAGGAUGUAGCUGUCUUGAACAAGAUCGCCGAGGAUAAUCUGACCAUUUCCUGGAUAACUUCAACGGAUACGUGCAAGACUUGGGAAUAUAGCUCAGGAAACGAUCUGGUUACAGAUUGGGGCAAGGUCUACCUGCCCAGCAUCGCCACUCGCAUGAACAAAGCUCUGUCCAGUGCAUACCCUGGUGUGAACUUUACAGCACAACACGCCCACGGGGCUCUCUGGGCUUGUGCCUAUGGUACUGCUGUGUAUGGAAUAGGUCGCAGCCCAUGGUGUGCAGUCUUCAAGCCUCAAGAGAUUCUCGGAUUUGAGUAUGAACUUGACCUACUCAUGAGAGGUGCCUUUGGCUACGGACUACCUAACGACCAAGGUCCUGUUCUUGGAAGCCUGCUCGUCAGCAACGUAACCACCUUCCUCCAAAGCUCAACCGGCCAAAACCUCUCUUUGAACUUCGCUCACGAUACGACCAUCGACCUCGGUUUGACCGCACUUGGUCUUGCCUACGACCAGCAAUACCCUGCCACUGGUCCCCCAAACCCCUCCCGUAAUUGGCGAACAAGUACUCAAGUCCCCUUCGCAGCUCAAAUGCUUUUCAAGCGCUUGAGUUGCAGCAACAACGAAACUAGAAUCCAACUCGAGCUCAACGGAGCAAACUUUGAUCUCAGUCCCGUAGGCUGUACCUCGGAUUACUACGGCACCUGCAAACUUGCCGACUUCGUGGCAACCAAACAUGUGCAAACCGCCAUGAACAUUACAGACGGCGAUGCCACUUGGAAUGCUGCAUGCUUGUAG